AUAUCUAUGCUACCUAGCGUAUUUAGGCAAGCAUAGAAAUAUGCGCGAACCGGUCACUGUCAUUUUCACAUUUAGACAAAGCAGAGGUAGCGAGACUUCUCCUUGCAAAUGGUGCCAACGUAAAUGCAGAAGAUAAGGAAAAAUGGAUUCCAAUCCAUGUAACGGCAAAACAUGGAAGUGUAAAUGUGGCAAAAAUUCUGAUUCAAAAUGGCGCAAAUGUGAAUGCUAAAGAUUCUUUACCCAAUAAAAGAACGCCUUUAUUCGAAACGGCAUGUUACGGUCAGGUAGAAGUUGCUAAAGUUUUGAUCGCAAAUGGAGCCGAUGUAAACGCUAGAGAUAUUGGUAAUUGGUUACCACUUUUUCUGGCCAUACAAUGCCACCAUGCAUUACCCGACAGCAGAGCUCUUGGGGAAUUGGCCAGACUCUUUCUUCAAAACGGAUCAGAUGUGCAUGUCGUAGAUAAUCAUUGGAAGCGUACGCCGCUGUUUCAUUCUGCUUUGUUUGCAUACUUUCAGGUCAACUUUCCGUGGUUAGAGCUUUGAUUGAAUACGGAGCUGACGUGAAUGUCGAGGAUAAUGAUAAAUCGACUCCGCUCUUUUUCGCAUGCCAAAACCCUGACCCACAAAAGAGUAAAGUGAUAGCUGAACUUUUAAUUGCCGUCGGUGCCAAUGUAAACGCCAAAAGUAAUUCUGGGAGUUCACCACUUUUAGAAGCAGCAUCUCGUGGUCAUGUAGAUGUGGUAAAAAUUUUGAUCGAUCAUAGGGCUGAUGUAAAUGAAGUAGAUAACGUUCGGGGAAAUUAUGCAAUUCACUUGGCAAGUGAGAAAGGCAAUAUAAAAAUUAUAGAGAUGCUACUUGAUAAUGGAGCUCAUAAAAAUGUUAGAAAUAAGGAUGGCGAAACGGCUGCAGACAUAGCAAAAAGAUUAGGCAACAAAGCGGUUCAAGAACUGUUUCGACAAGACAUUGGUCGAGCCGUGCAAAGAGCCUGCCAGUCGUAUUCGGCGGAUCGAAUUCUGAAUGGAGAAGUAGCUGCAGAUGACGAACUACCAUGGAUGGCUGCGUUGGGAUAUUUUAUUAAUGAACGAUCCUUUCAAAUCGUCUUUUCUUGUGGUGGUACUAUUAUUUCGAACAACUUUAUUAUGACCGCUGCCCAUUGUGUCAAAAAUCAACGACCGGUGGUAGUUCGAAUGGGAAAAAUAUCAUUGGUCGAUAGCGAUGACGACGAUACUAGCACAGCCAUCCAUCGUAGUAUAAAGAAUAUCAUGAUACAUCCAGGCCAUUCCACCUUAACGAAACAAAAUGAUAUUGCUUUAAUCGAAAUUAAGAAGCUGAUCCCAUUUUCACAGUACAUAAGGCCAGCCUGUUUACAAAUAAAUUUACGUGACGAGCCAUUGAACGUAAAACUAAUUGUAUCCGGGUGGGGAAUUACCUCGCCUGAACAGAAUAUAAGAUCAACAGUUUUACGGAAAACGGAACUGGUGUCGAUGCCACUGGCACAAUGUAAUUCAAGUUAUCUUAAUUGGAAUCGUCCGAUAAAUGAUGCAGCUUUUCGAAAUGGCCUGAUCGGAGGUCAAUAUUGUGCGUAUGAUCCAGCUGGCAGGAAUGAUAGUUGUCAAGGCGACAGUGGGGGACCUUUGCAAUAUUUCGCCAACAAUGGAACAUCGGUGGCAACUGUUGUUGGCAUUGUAUCGUUCGGUGUUAGCUGUGGAUUGACUCUACCAAGCAUUUAUACGAGAGUCGCUUAUUAUUUGGAUUGGCUCGAACCAAUCGUAUGGCCAAAUUAUUGAAUCAGCAGUUAUUAACCGUAUAAACGAAAAACUAUGUGCCAAAUUGAAGCGAAAUACUGCAAUAAAUAAAAUAAAACACAUACGA
Contarinia nasturtii (swede midge) is the source of this 1871-nucleotide messenger RNA. RefSeq names its product serine protease persephone-like. Gene Ontology annotation, biological process: proteolysis. The transcript is spliced from 14 exons. The coding region runs from base 848 to 1786 and encodes 312 amino acids. Gene Ontology annotation, molecular function: serine-type endopeptidase activity. The record is from RefSeq and is a predicted model, not a curated record. Lineage: Eukaryota; Metazoa; Arthropoda; Insecta; Diptera; Cecidomyiidae.